Molecule: messenger RNA, 732 nt
Organism: Darwinula stevensoni
Lineage: Eukaryota; Metazoa; Arthropoda; Ostracoda; Podocopida; Darwinulidae
Source: the annotation of a GenBank genome assembly
CAGGAGGAACUUCUGCUUUGCGAGAGGAGACAGCCCUCGAUCAGCCAAAAAUGUUUCAAAAUGGCCAAAAGGAAGAACAUCAAACAGAAAGAUGGAGUGUCAACUGCUGCUUCUGCUCUUAUCGGCGGCAGCCAUCAUGGCCCUACCGACGGGGGAAGGGGAAUGGAAGAGAGGAUUCUUCAACAAGCGUGGCUUCUUCAACAAGCGACUCCACCUGGACCAAGCGGCGGCCCUGGACCAAGCGGCGACCCUGGACCAAGCGGCCGCCCAGGACCCAGCGGCGGCCCAGGACCAAGCGGCGGCCCCCCCGCUGGAUGAGUCGAAGCGGUCCUGGCUCUACCCGCCCGUCUGGCUCCUCUUCGACAGCGAGGCCCCGCCGGACCUGAGGGGCGGAGGGGAGGAGGACCAGGAAGCGACGCGGCGGAGGCUCCACGUCCUACUCAGACAGAUGAGGAGCGGGAUCCACUCGCCGUGCUCCUAGAUAGUCUUCGAACCUCCAUCGUGCUCAUUUUCCCUUUCUCCUCUCUUCCCUGGUGGCUGGUGCGAGGGUCAGAUUGCCGCAAUAAACAGAUCAAGUUCCCCCAUAUGCAUCUUCCAUGAGUUUCUUUUUAAGCCGUCUCUGUAGAUGCUGAAGAUGAUCCUCAGCGGUUGUGGGGAAAAGUUAAUUGCACACGAAGGAUACUCAAGCCUCAUAGUUCGGGUCAGCCUCUUGGUAUGAAUUAUAUAAUCCAU